AUGGCGUCCUCUCUACGACCUUUCCGCCUCCUUCUCGCAAGGCAAUCCGCGCCUUCAGGUCUCGUCGCGAGGCGCUUCAUCUCGAUAACACCUCGGGCGAUGAACAUCGAUAACCCCCGAGAGCAAUACCGUGCCUUCCAAAGACAAGGCGAAAGUGACGACACCCUACGCAGAAGGCUAAUCUACCAAUCCCGCUACCGCGGAACCCUAGAAUCCGACCUCCUCCUCUCCACCUUCGCCGCCGACCACCUCCCCAAAAUGGACCGCGCCCAGCUCGAAGAAUACGACCAAUUCCUCCUCGAAGAGGACUGGGACAUCUACUACUGGGCCACCCAAGACCCCGAAGACCCCGCCUCCGUCGCUUCCGCUUCCUCUUCCUCUACCUCUGCGUCCGAACGUCCCGCCACGGAGGAUACCUAUAAGCGCGAUCCCGUCCCCGGUGAGUGGGCGCGGAUAGCCGGUAACUUCGAGGCCGGGUACAGGCCCGUUCCCGAACGGUGGAGGUCGAGCGAGCUUUUGAGCAAGUUGAGGCAGCAUGUCAAGGAUAAGUCCGCGGCGGAUGGGAAGAGCGGGAGUGGCGGCGGUAUGGCUGCUAGGCCGUUGCUUUUCGGUGAGGGAACUGAGAAGGACUAA
Molecule: messenger RNA, 633 nt
Organism: Scedosporium apiospermum
Lineage: Eukaryota; Fungi; Ascomycota; Sordariomycetes; Microascales; Microascaceae
Product: Early meiotic induction protein 5
Exons: 2
Coding region: 1-633 (210 amino acids)
Biological process (GO): protein-FAD linkage; mitochondrial electron transport, succinate to ubiquinone; tricarboxylic acid cycle
Cellular component (GO): mitochondrion
Source: RefSeq, a predicted model, not a curated record